UCCCUGGAUGUUUUUCGUUUCGUCUCUCGAGAAAAGAUGGCUAAAUGAGUUCCGAUACUGUAUCGGCUACAAUUAUUUUGCCCAUUUCACACGCUGUUUCCACGUGAAAAUAAUGGACGAUCAAAAUAAAACUUUAGAGGCAAAAUCGAAAGAGGAGUUAGUUUCGCAGAUUCAACAACUGCAAGCCCAUGUGACGCAGCUGAAGAACAUCAUUGCCAGGGACCGCGCUGAGGGGAAAGCCAAGGAGAGGAGGAAGCAACAGAGACCAUUUGACUUCACAAAGUACAACACUAGGCAUGUGGCACUGAAGAUCGCCUAUCUUGGCUGGGACUAUCAUGGGUUUGCUGUACAGGAAGACACAGACAAGACAAUAGAGGCAGCACUGUUUGAUGCCCUCAUCAAGACAAGACUAAUUGAAUCUAGGGCCACCUCUUGUUAUCACAGAUGUGGGAGAACAGACAAGGGUGUCAGUGCUCUGGGACAGGUGAUAUCAAUAGAUCUGAGGACAAACUUAUUGGAAGGUGUAGGGGUGAAGGUCAGGGAAAAUGGAACUGCGCACCUACGGCCAGGAGACAAGGUCACUGAGAUUCGCUAUGUUCAUAUUCUUAACAAAGUCCUUCCCCCGGAGCUGAGGGUGCUAGCAUGGACGCCUGUAGAUCCUGAGUUCAGUGCAAGGUUCAGUUGUUUACAAAGGAUGUACAAGUAUAUGUUUCCUAGAGGAGAUGCUGAUAUCCAGCUAAUGAAUGAGGCCGCUGGUAAAUUGAUAGGUGAACAUGACUAUCGUAACCUGUGUAAAAUGGAUGUGGGCAAUGGCGUGGUGAAUUACAUCAGGAGAAUAAUAUCUACACAGGUGAAACCACUUGAUAGCAGGCUGGAUGGCUAUCAGAUGUGUGAACUAACUGUGGUAGGACAGGCAUUUUUAUGGCAUCAAAUCAGGUGUAUUGUAGCUGUUCUAUUACUGAUAGGACAAGGCAAGGAGAGAGUUGAGAUCAUAGAUGAAUUACUGGAUGUGGAGAGAAAUCCAAGAAAGCCCCAGUAUACGAUGGCCUCGGAAAUUCCACUUAUCCUGUAUGACUGUGAUUACGAAGGAUUAAACUGGCAUUACGAGACAGAUUGUCAUGAAGAAACCAUAAAACAUCUGCAAACACUUUGGACUGAGCAGACUGUUAAGUCCACAAUGUUAAAAAGAAUGCUAGACUACCUUGAAAAAGUAAAAAUAACAGAAUCACAACCAGAUGGCACUGUCAGGGAGCAACCAUGGCAACAGUACAAGACAGUCCAGCACCAAUGCUCUAGUCUCGUACCUGGGAAUAAACCCCGUACAUAUAAACCUUUGCUAGAGAGAGAAGUGUGUGAGAGUUUGGAGGACCGAAUCAAUCAUUAUGUGAAGAGGAGGAAAAUAGAAAUAAAAACUCUCCCAGCAGAGAUGGGGACAGAAGAAAGUGAAGACAGCUAGUCAAAGUGGAGAACCCAGGGAGUUUGUUUGAGACAAACCCAGGGAGUUUGUUUGAGACAAUUUUUAUGUUCUAAGAAAUAAUCAAAAGUAAUGACAAUGCCAGUAAUUUAAAAACAGAAAACAAUUACUUUAAUUUUCCACAAUACUGCAGUUGGAGAAGAUUUAGAUCCUUAAGCUGGGGUAUUUUCUGUCAAUGCUUCUAUGUAUUGGUGCUUUUCGUUCUAUCUAGGUAGUGUUUUUUCUUCAAGCAGUGAAAAUUUUCCAGAAAUGUCAAGCACCGUGAAGCACAUUUUAAGUUUUAUUUUUCAGUAAAGCACUAUUAGAAUUUGUAAAAAAUUAUCAAUUUAACUGGGAAUAUUAUUAAAGAGAAAUCAACCAGUAAACAACUGAGUAAGACAAUAUAUAAGAUCAUUUUACUUAAGGCUACAAAAUUUCUUAUACAAAUUGUUAUUUUAACUACAAGUUACUCAGUAAUGAUUUUACAAAAUGUUAAUAUUGAAAGACAGAGGUUUUGUUCAGUGACUUUUAGUGAGAACCAUUUAACUUAAGGAAACAAAUUUUACCGGAACCCCCUCCCCCAAUACCAUGCACCUUUAUUUAAUCCCCCUCUAUUACUAAUUUCUAUGCCUCAGUGACUUUAACAUUAGUCUGCUUUACCUAAGCUUUAAAAGCAAGAAUAAAAAUUUUGACUUUCUAGAACCUUUUCAAGCCCAUAUUGAAUACAGACUGAUACAUGAAAUAUCGCUAAUGACUUUGAAGUACAUUUUUAAGUGCAUUAAAAUAGCAUUUGGGUUUAUAUCAAAGUGAUUAAAUAUAAGAUUUAAUAUAUAAGUGUGUGGUUUUUUACGUCCUACAAUGCUAUGUAUAAAAUAUCACAAUAUCUUUGAAUGCGGAAUGUUUUAUAUCAUUAAAACAGAAAUAUCUCAAUUACUUGAAUAAUAUUAAAAUAUGAUAAAUAAUUUUCUAGAGUCUACAUGAAGGUAACAGAAAUAUACUGUAUCUAGAUAGCAUAUCACAUAAUAUCAGUAAUGAAACAGCUAUUUCAAAACAGGGAUAAUAUCAAUAUGUACUACAUUUAAAAAAGCCAUGUACAAAAAUAUACUUUGGGCUGACAAGUCAUAUCAACAAACUUUACUAAUGAUU
Molecule: messenger RNA, 2599 nt
Organism: Lingula anatina
Lineage: Eukaryota; Metazoa; Brachiopoda; Lingulata; Lingulida; Lingulidae
Product: tRNA pseudouridine(38/39) synthase
Biological process (GO): tRNA pseudouridine synthesis; mRNA pseudouridine synthesis
Cellular component (GO): nucleus; cytoplasm
Molecular function (GO): pseudouridine synthase activity; RNA binding
Source: RefSeq, a predicted model, not a curated record